Messenger RNA from Drosophila mauritiana, 1821 nucleotides. RefSeq lists its product as uncharacterized. The record is from RefSeq and is a predicted model, not a curated record. Lineage: Eukaryota; Metazoa; Arthropoda; Insecta; Diptera; Drosophilidae. Bases 318 to 1646 code for a protein of 442 amino acids. The transcript has 3 exons.
ACUUCAAGUUCACCUGCGUUAAUAGCCGCCUGCCAGGCAAGUGUCUGGGAAAGGCUUUGCCCAGUUGCCUAAACGACAUUGUCACUUGCGGUUGGCUGGGCGCACCAUCUCCUGCUGCUUCAGCCCCAAACUCCAGUUCGUCCUGUUCGUCCUGAUCGUCCUGUUUGCGGCUUCUGCAGUCGAGUUGCCAUCGGUUUAUGGCAGGUUGAGCACCAGCGACAUUGAGCCACGCUGGUGCACUGUGAAGUGAUAAACAUGCGCGCUUUUCGGCACAAAUCAAUUAGCAAUUGAAUUUGGUGAACUCAAAGACGGCGAAAAUGUCCGACGGCCAAAUGACAAAUCAACUCAACGUGCAACAGCAGGAACAACAUCCGCUGCUGUCAGCCAUCUCCGGAAAUAAUUAUGCUCAAACGCAGCGUGUGCAUUACUAUCCCAACCACUACUACCCGAGCCACUACUUGCCGGGCCAUUACCACCAAGGACACCAAGGAUACCAGGGGCAGCAGGGACGACCACCGCUCCUGGCGGCCGCUAGCAGCCACAACGGUGCUUAUGCGGCCACGGCGGCUGGCAGCGGACACUCCGGCUACGGCGGCAUAGAGCCAUCCGUGGAGUACGAGCUGCAGCAUGACCCACCCUCGGGUAGCUUCUCCUCCUUUCAUCCGAGCAGUGCAGGCAGUGGGCCCGCAUAUCCAUCUGCCCACCAUCCCCCGCCUGGGCCACCACCGCAUCCUCCGCCCACCAAAUCGUCAAAGAAAUCGAAGAAGAGCAGCGGCUCGGUGAUGAACGCACUAACGCUGCUCUCGUUCUUCUUCUUUGUGAACAUGCUGCAGAACUGCCUGAAGGAUCAUAUGGCGGACAUGAAUCCCACCGUGAUGGUGCUCACAGCCAGCGGCACUCGCAACCGUUUCAACAAAUUAGCCGAGAUGAAUUCACGCGAACAGACCUCCACAACGGCCACCGAAUCGGCAACGGCGUCGGCAGCGGCAUCAUCUUGGAAUCAUCAGGCUGCUUUAGUUCCGGCCGUCGAGCCGAGUGUGCCGCCCUCCAUUGUUACGCCCACGGUGGUGCUGCAAUCGCCCUACAGCGGUCACACUGAGAUGGCCAAUAAGCCGCCCCACCGCCAGCCAACGGAGUACCAGUCGAACCCUCAGCAAAAUCACCACGAUUAUCGGCCCCACAUCGCGAAUGAUGAUGCUUAUAAUUACGGGCAGCGCAGACCUCCGCCUCAGACCUUCUCCACCUCCGAUGCCAGCGAUUUCUAUCCUAAUCGCACACACAUCGACCACUCGUCCCGGCCCGACUUUGAAUCGGAGUCGGGCUCCGAUUACUAUCAGCACCACUACAACCCGUAUGCUGGCACAAACUCCCGUCGGCAUCCUUGGUCUUAUGGCAGGCAGCGUUACUCAUCCGCACCGUGGUCUUCAGCUUCGUUGGGCGCUCAGUCGGGCGUGAGCUCUUACUUGGAUAAUGCCCAGCGCCGGCAAGGUGAUGAUGACGAUGGUCAUGGUUAUGGCUAUGGCUAUGGCCACAGGGAUAGGGAUAGGGAUAGGGAUACGGAUGCAGAUGGUUACUGGGAUGAGGACGAGAAUGGUCAGCAGCGGCGACGCAGCGAUGCUUUCUAUACUCGCACACGCAUUAAUUGAAUGCAAGAAUUCCGCGCACAUUUCUAUGUUGCAUGGCGGGGAUUUGCUGCAUUAACCCAUUGCACAAAAAUGGGGUGGCAUAAUGUGGAUGGGCAAAAAGAUGUGAAUGGAUUUUUUAGUGCAGCUAAAGAAGCGUUUAUGGCUUAUGGCAUUUUACAUUCUGUAAAUAUUAUCC